UUAUUUAGAAAAUUUGCGAAAUUCCGUGACCCGGAAGUAUUUUUUUUGUUGCUAAAGAGACACUUAUCUGAGGUCGUCUGCUCGUCUUUCAUGCUACUGAAAAUGUCCAAACUACAGGUGUUGAAUGCGUUUCUUACUCAGAAAUUAACAGCGGUGGCUGUGGAGAUAUUUGGGGCAGUGGAUAAAAUUAUAACAGUGUACGAGGAAGAAAUGUCCCGCUCAAAUGAGGAGAGCAAACGACUACAAAGACUACUGGAUUCGGUUUACAAACCAGAGAUAAGAUUACAUGAAACAGAACCCCAGCAGCUCACUGUCCCAGUCCCUGAGGAGGUUCCCUCUGAGCAGCAGCACUGUGAGCAGGAGUGCAGCCCAGGUGUGGAGCAGGAGGACUCAGACCCUACACAGAUUAAAGAGGAACAGGAGGACCCAGAUCACACACAGAUUAAAGAGGAACAGGAGGAGAUCAGGACCAGACAGGAGGAAGAGCAGCUUCAGGGGCUGGAGUCUGAUAUCAAAGAGUUCAUAUUCACUCCUUCCUGUGUGAAACAUGACUGUGAUCAGGACCCCCCUCAGCCCUCACAUCUUUCCCAAACCCUAACAAUGCAGACCAGAGAGAGGGACUUAGUAUGCAUCAGCACAACUACAGAGAUGGAAACUGAACCUGAUGGCGAGGUUUACAGAGGAACAGAAUCAAACAGUUACUCUCCACCCGUCCCUGUAGUAAAUGGAACUCAAUGUGAAGUCAGUGAAAAUGUUAACGGGGGGGUGCCAGUGUUAAAGCUACUACCAGUGUUAAAGCUACUCAAAUCAAAGAGAAUGUGGACAAAUGAGAGACAAAAUUCCAGUACCUCUGCAGAGGGCUGGAAAACCGAUGCGAUGACCAAUCAGAAAUCAGCUAGUCAUGGCAAUGCUGCUCCUUGUUGCAAAGUGUGUGGGAAGUCUUUUAAAUUUCUGGUGGCUUUAAUUAAUCAUGCGCAAACAGUACAUGCAAAUGAUGCAAAACAUAUGUGUGGUGUGUGUGGAAAAAACAUGAACUCUUCUCAAUGUAUGAUAGAACACCAACAAUCUCACAUUGCAGAAAAACCUUUUUGUCAUAUUUGUGGCAAAUGUUUCCAUUGUAAUGCUAAACUGAGAACGCAUAUGCGUGUCCACACAGGAGAGAGACCAUAUUGGUGCCAAAAAUGUAGCAAAGGCUUCAGGCAGCAGCAAAACCUGAAAGAGCAUAUGAGGACUCAUACAGCGGAGAAACCGUAUCGGUGCGAAGAAUGUGGCAAAUGCUUCAAACACUCGAGCAGCCUGACCGUGCAUAUGAGGAACCACACGGGGGAGAGACCAUAUAAGUGCCAUUUUUGUGAGAAAUCCUUUGUCUCAGCAAGUAAACGAAGUCUCCACCAACGGAUUACAUUGGAAAGAACUAGAAACUGUUUCAGUGCAGCCAGUGCAGCAGAAGCUUUAGUCAUGUGGGGACCCUGAGAAAGCACAUGAAGAACAUGUACAAACAGUGUCCCCCAAUUCCAAACCAACACCGCACACCAAGCGACUCACGUUGCGUUCCUUCCAAUGUCACAUGUUGCUGAACUUAAAGAGGGUCACUUUCAGAAUGGAGAUUGUAAUUAGCCCCUAACCCCUCAAGAAUUUUCACUGAUUCAUCUUUGGGAGAAAAAUGAAAUCUCCUGCAGUGAUCAUUCAGUGACAGAAGACAUGUAAAUGUAUCACACUACAUGGUUCUGUGUACAUUUAAAUCUUAUCCAAGGUGACUUACAUUUAUUGCGUUCAUCUUAAGGCAAGGUUUCCCAAAGUAGGUCCUAGGCCUCCCCGAGUGCUUAGCACUACACAACUGAUUUCAAAUCAUCAGAGUUUUAUAAGGUGUUGGAUAUUUGAAUCAGCUAUGUAGUACUAGGGGGAAGAAAAUAAAACAAAUGUUCACCCAGGAGAAACCCUUUGAGAAACCCUGUCUUAAGGGAACUAGGUGAGACAAGACCAUAUAUCACAGUCGUAUAGUUAAAAAAAAAAAAAAUGUUUAAAUAAAUAAAUGCAUAUAGUGACCACUGAAUUGCUGUUACUGUAGGAUAGACAGUCCUACACCCUUCCACAUUCUAUGAUUAAUUCAUUUUUGAAUUCAUUGUUUGUUUUUUUGUCUACCAAGCUGAGAAUAUAUGGACAAUCUGUGCUGUCAUGUAGGAUGUUUAGGAUGUUCAUGUAACAGUGUUGUUAUUGAGGCAUAGUUUUACUUUGUCUGUAAUAUCUCUGCUGUGAGUAAAUGGAAAAUAAGUUUAAAAAAAUAA
This is a messenger RNA of Oncorhynchus keta (chum salmon), 2285 nucleotides long. Its product is annotated as zinc finger protein 23-like. NCBI's taxonomy places the organism in Eukaryota, Metazoa, Chordata, Actinopteri, Salmoniformes, Salmonidae. Gene Ontology annotation, biological process: central nervous system development; regulation of transcription by RNA polymerase II. Gene Ontology annotation, molecular function: DNA-binding transcription factor activity, RNA polymerase II-specific; RNA polymerase II cis-regulatory region sequence-specific DNA binding. The record is from RefSeq and is a predicted model, not a curated record. Gene Ontology annotation, cellular component: nucleus. The transcript is spliced from 2 exons. The coding region runs from base 91 to 1473 and encodes 460 amino acids.